Messenger RNA from Bombina bombina (fire-bellied toad), 3023 nucleotides. Its product is annotated as leucine-rich repeat neuronal protein 1-like. The record is from RefSeq and is a predicted model, not a curated record. NCBI's taxonomy places the organism in Eukaryota, Metazoa, Chordata, Amphibia, Anura, Bombinatoridae. Gene Ontology annotation, molecular function: protein binding. The transcript is spliced from 2 exons. Bases 189 to 2399 code for a protein of 736 amino acids.
AUUUACAGGCGCUGCUGACUUAGCAUCCGGUUGCCAUGGUAACAGAUAUUACGUAACGCAACUUGUGUGGGAGGAUCCACUUCCGGGUACGCUGUCAGCAGCGCCGCUCUGGGUUUCUGAGGGUUUAAAAACUGGAUCUAUACAUCAGACAUCUACCACCACCUCUACUUAAUUGGAAGUUUUUUUAAAUGUUGCAUUUGAAUUAUUUAAACAUGAAGACCCAAUUUCAUUGGACAGUGCAGUUUGUCUUUCUAAUUUUUAUCCACUCAGCCUCCAGCAUGGGAUAUUGCCCACCCCAAUGUGUCUGUGAGACCAGACCUUGGUUUACUCCACAGUCUGUCUACCACGAAGCAAAGACAGUUGACUGUAAUGACCUACUACUCACUCAUGUACCUGAAAACCUUUCCACAGACACGCAAGUUUUAUUGCUUCAAAGUAAUAAGAUUUCACACCUGGGGUUGGAACUUCAAGAACUGGUUAACUUAACUGAGCUGGAUCUCUCUCAAAAUCAUUUUCAAAGCAUUGAGGAUUUGGGUGUAUCCAAUCUCUUGCAUCUUAUCACCUUAUAUCUAGAGGAGAAUCAACUUACUGAACUUCCAGACAACUGUCUAAAGGAGUUGGAGAGCCUGGAAGAGCUGUAUAUUAAUCAUAACCAGAUAAGUUAUAUUGGUCCACGUGCUUUUUCUGGUCUAGGAAGGUUAUUGAGACUUCAUCUAAAUGCCAAUCGUUUACGCCUCAUUGAUGCAAGUUGGUUUGAAGAUCUUCCAAAUCUAGAAAUCCUUAUGAUUGGAGAGAACCCUGUGGCUGCUCUUCAAAGCUUGAACUUUCAGCCACUGGGGAGAUUACACAGCCUUGUCCUAGCUGGGAUGGAGCUUGAACAUGUGCCAGAAAAUGCCUUUGUGGGACUGGAUUAUCUAGAGAGUCUCUCUUUUUUUGAUAAUCGAUUAACAGCAGUUCCAAAGGAGGCUCUGAGGAACCUCAGUCUUCUUAAAUUCUUAGAUCUUAACAAGAAUCCAAUUAGUAGAAUAAGAUCAGGGGAUUUUACAAAUAUGCCUCACCUUGAGGAACUUAGCCUGAAUUCAAUGGAAGAAAUGGAACGUGUUGAGGCUGAAGCCUUCAAGGACCUACCAGAGCUAAUAAAAUUGGAAAUUUGCAACAACCCCAGAUUAUCCUACCUAGACCCAGAUGCAUUUGCUUCUAAUGUGGGUGCUCUAAGGACUUUGCUCCUCAACAAUAAUCGUUUGCCAAUUGUGCCAGUAAAAAUAUUUCAGGCCUUACCAGGGUUAGCAGAGAUCAGUUUAUAUAGCAAUCCUCUUCGUUGUGACUGCCAGAAUAACUGGAAAGGACUGUCUAAUCUAAAACUGAUAGAAGCCCAAGCGACACUUUGUACCAGUCCACAGCUGGUCAGUGGACACCUUUUUCAAGAGAUUCAAGGGCAAGGAUGGUUGAAUAGAUGUCCACCACUAAUUGACACACAUUUGUUUGUUUCUCAGGUUCAUCUUUCCCAGCACCAGUUUGUAACCCUCACAUGCCAGGCAAGCGGUCAACCAAAGCCAGAAAUUUACUGGAUUACCCCUCAUGGAGAGAGAGUUACAGGAGCCAUUGGUAGAGUUCGUAUUAAUUCUGAAGGUUCACUUGAAAUUACAAAUGCUGUAGAGGAGGACUCAGGAUCAUAUAUGUGCCAGAUAUGGAACUCAGACGGAACAGACAGCAAGAGUGUUUUUCUUUACAUCAAUGGAACUGAGGAAAAAGAGCUAAUGUCUCUUCUCCUAGUAACUAAGAAGGUACAUUCCAACUUUGUUGUUGUUGAGUGGAAAAUUCUAGGGGGAGCAGUUUCUACAAAUGCCCUGGUGCCAAUCCAUUGGUCCUCAGCAACAAUGAGGAUACACAACCCUCACAUCAGUUACACAGCCAAGGUUCCACUUGAAAUACAAGAAUACAAUCUCACCCACCUCCAACCAUCAACUAAGUAUGAAGUGUGCCUCACCAUUUCUUCUGAUAUCCGACCAAGUUUAAAAUCAUGUCUCAAUGUGACCACAAAAGAUGCUUCCUUUUCCAUGGCAGUAGUAGGCAGACCAGUAAGCAUUGCCCUUUCAGCUGCUUUGGGUUCUCUUGUAGCUGGGCUAUGCAUGGCAGCAGUUAUUAUAUAUGCAGGGCGUCACCUUAAACACAAAAGCUGUGGACACUCUCUGAAGAAAUACAUGCAGAGGGCACCUUUCAUCCCACUCAAUGAGUUCUACCCACCACUUAUCAGUCUCUGGGAUGUAGAAAAGGAAGAUAUAGAAAAGGAAAAAGAAAGCAGUUUAGAGCAGCCAGUCCUGGUUCCUCCACAAGAGGCUAAGACGUUCCCCCUAGUAGCCCAGAUAGACACUUCAAAGACAUAUAUUUGGAAGCCUUAAAGAUGGCUUGAUUAUGUGCCAAUUUUGACAGUACUGAAAUAAUGAGGGUGUGUUUUAAAGAUCUUUAUAUGUAGACACCAUGUUGCAGUCUUAGAAUUCCUUGUCAGUGUAACAAGGUGGUAAAUUUAGCACAUCCUCCUCCAAACAAGUAUGGAAGAAGGAAGAACUGCAGGUUCAAGACAUACAUGUCUUUUUAUAUGUCACAGGCAGGCAGAUUUUAAUAAGAGACUUACCUGAUGGACUUCCAUGCAAGGCUCAUAGGGCACACGUGGAUUUUGUGUCUGUGAAAAUGAUAGGCAUCAAGGGCCUUAUCUGGAGAAGUUGAUGGAACAAUAUAUAUCAUGGACAACCCAGACUUUGGAGGAUGCUUAGAACAACUAUGUGUGGCAUUGCUAUAUCACCUGUCAUAUCAUGACAAUAAGUCAUAUACAUCUCACACCACAUCAACAAUAACAAAUGUGUAACGUGCAUCAAAAUCAUCUCAACUGUUGUAACAUACAUGCCACAAACAUUGUAAGUCAUGAGUUCUCAGGAUUUGGCAGAACCAAGCAGAUGUAGAGAUGACUAAUCAUGUGAAAGUAAGGUCUUGUGUCAUUGGGAAAUAAAGAAAUGUUAUUGUGUUCA